GGAAAGGGGGGCGGUGCCAGUGCGUGUUGCUAGGGUGACGGCGCGCGCCUCCCUCCGCCCAGGACGGCGGUUCCCAUGGUGACGGAAACGCCGCGGGGCCCGGCCGGACCAUGUCGGACCUGGGCUCGGAGGAGUUCGAGGAGGAGGCGGAGAACGAUUUGGGGGAAUAUGAAGGUGAACGCAAUGCAGCAGGUGAACGACAUGGACAUGGAAGAGCACGGUUACCCAACGGUGAUACAUAUGAAGGAGAGUAUGCCAAUGGUGUGAGAAAUGGGCGGGGGACCUACAGAUUUAAAAAUGGUGCUCGCUACAUUGGAGACUUCUUUGACAACAAAAAGCAUGGUCAAGGCGUUUUUAUGUAUCCAGAUGGAUCAAAAUAUGAAGGAGAAUGGGUGGGAGACCAAAGACAUGGCAAUGGAGUUUACUACUACGUGAAUGGAGACACCUACACUGGAGAAUGGCUUAACCACUAUAGGCACGGGCAAGGUACAUACCUCUAUGCAGAGACUGGCUCUAAAUAUGUUGGUGGCUGGGUAAAUGGGCAACAGGAAGGAGCAGCUGAACUUAUUCAUCUAAACCACAGAUACCAGGGCAAAUUUGUGAAUGGAAAUCCGGUAGGUCGUGGAAAGUAUGUCUUCGAUAUUGGGUGUGAACAGCAUGGUGAAUACACACAUCUAGAUCAGGAUAAAGGGGAAGAAGAGGAAGAGGAGGAAUCUCAGUCAAUUAUUCCAAAAUGGAAAGCAAAAAAUAUUACUAAAUUAACUCUGUGGACACCCGGGAUUGAAAAACCACCACCUCCUGAAGAGCCUCCGGCAGCAGAAGAGAUACCAGCAACUGCAGUUGCUGAGGAACCUGUUGCUGAGGAACCUGUUGCUGAGGAACCUGUUGAGGUUGGGGAACCUCCUGCUGAAGCUACAGAACCCAUUGAAGAUCUGUCUCCAUCUAAGGAGGGAGAAGAAGAGGAGGAAGGGGGCAAAGAAGAUCAAGUGGAUCAGGCAAAUACUAGUUUAGAGGAGAAGGAGGAAGAAUCAAAGGAAUCAGAGGAGGCAGAAAUAAGUAAAGAAGAAUAAAACCAAAUAAGGAAAUUACACGGAAAAAAGCUGGGUACCAUAGCCCUGUAUUAUUCUUAUUUAAUUGAAAGCUCUGUUAUACUGUUUUGAAUAAACAUAUUUUUCUGGGUA
Molecule: messenger RNA, 1181 nt
Organism: Chrysemys picta bellii (western painted turtle)
Lineage: Eukaryota; Metazoa; Chordata; Testudines; Emydidae
Gene: RSPH1
Product: radial spoke head component 1
Biological process (GO): axoneme assembly; spermatid development
Cellular component (GO): nucleus; cytosol; motile cilium
Source: RefSeq, a predicted model, not a curated record